Molecule: messenger RNA, 2875 nt
Organism: Aplysia californica (California sea hare)
Lineage: Eukaryota; Metazoa; Mollusca; Gastropoda; Aplysiida; Aplysiidae
Product: zinc finger protein 493-like
Exons: 1
Coding region: 407-2749 (780 amino acids)
Biological process (GO): regulation of transcription by RNA polymerase II
Cellular component (GO): nucleus
Molecular function (GO): DNA-binding transcription factor activity, RNA polymerase II-specific; RNA polymerase II cis-regulatory region sequence-specific DNA binding
Source: RefSeq, a predicted model, not a curated record
GAACCCCCGAACACGCAACCUCACGAUUACGAGUCCGGUAGCCUAACCACUGGGCCACCGACACCACAUGGUGUUUGAGAAAAGGGACUAAAAGCACAAGUGGGAUGAAUUUGUUGUAGACAGUCAGAGUAAAUUUUAGGUUUUUUUUAAAAGUGUGUAGCAUAGAAGCCACAUCUCAACUUGAUCAUUCGUUUUCCGUGAUUAGAUUCAUCAAAAUAGAAUACCUUACUAUACCUGUGUGUAGAAUAAACUUGGUUAGAUAACUUGUUUAUAAAGUCUAUUAUAAUUGUCUUCUUCCAGACGUUUCAUUUUACCAUCAGAGAUAAUUGUCCGCUAUUUGUCUUCUUCCAGAUGUUUCAUCUUACCGUCAGGGUUAGAUAAUUAUCCUUUUUUUGUCUUCUUCCAGAUGUUUCAUCUUACUGUCAGGGUUAGAUACAUUGUCCAUUAUGUGUCUUUUCCAGAUGUCUCAACGUACCCUCAUAGGCCACUGACUUCCUGUCACCUGGUACAACAGACAAGUGAUAUGCUGAGAAGACAAGGUCAAAGUUCAAGCUGCAGAUUUCAGACAGGACAAAGGGUCUAUGAAGAGAAUGUUGGCAGUGUCCGGAAAGAAACCUCUUCUGUUGACAUCGGUGCUGUGGAGAGAGUCUGUGACCUCCAUCAGAACAUAGCAGGUGACAAGCAGAUGGACAACAGAAAUCUCUACCAUGGUCGGGAAAGUCCUCACGAGUGUAAAGUCUGUGGUGAAAUGUUUUCAGAAGUAGGUAACUUACAGACGCACAAAAAAACCCACACAAGAGAUAGGCCUCACCAGUCUGAAGUUUGUGGUGCUGCAUUUACCAAGAGCAGACGUCUACAGGAUCACAAAGGAACACACACAAGAGAAAGACCUUACAAGUGUGAAGUUUGUGGUGCCACGUUUACACAGAGCGGACAUUUACAGGAUCACAAAAGAAUACACACCGGGGAAAAACCUUACAAGUGUGAAGUUUGUGGUGCCACAUUUACAUUCAGUAGCAGUCUACGGAAUCACAAAAGAAUACACACAGGAGAAAAACCUUACAAGUGUGAAGUUUGUGGUGCCACAUUUACAUUCAGUAGCAGUCUACAGCGUCACAAAAGAACACACACAGGAGAAAGACCUUACCAGUGUAAAGUUUGUGGUGUCACUUUUACGCAGAGCGGACAUCUACAAAGUCACAAAAGAAUUCACACUGGAGAAAAACCUAGGCGCGAAGUUUGUGGUGCCACAUUAACAGAUGGUAACAGUCUAUGGUGUCACAAAAGAACACAUUCAGGAGAAAAACCUUACAAGUGUGAAGUUUGUGGUGCCACAUUUACAUGUAACAAAAGUCUACAGCGUCACAAAAGAACACACUCCGGUGAAAAUCCUUACAAGUGUGAAGUUUGUGGUGCCACAUUUACACAGAGUGGACAUCUACAGGAUCACAAAAGAAUACACACCGGGGAAAAACCUUACAAGUGUGAAGUUUGUGGUGCCACAUUUACACUCAGUAGCAGUCUACGGAAUCACAAAAGAAUACACACAGGAGAAAAACCUUACAAGUGUGAAGUUUGUGGUGCCACAUUUACAUUCAGUAGCAGUCUACGGAAUCACAAAAGAAUACACACGGGAGAAAAACCUUACAAGUGUGAAGUUUGUGGUGCCACGUUUACAUAUAACAAAAGUCUACAGCGUCACACAAGAAUACACUCCGGAGAAAAUCCUUACAAGUGUGAAGUUUGUGGUGCCACAUUUACAUGCAGUAGCAAUCUACAGAAUCACAAAAGAAUACACACAAUAGAAAAACCUUACAAGUGUGAAGUUUGUUGUGCCACGUUUAAGCAGGGUGGCAAUCUACAGCGUCACAAAAGAACUCACACUGGAGAAAAACCUUACAAGUGUGAAGUUUGUGGUGCAGCUUUUACACAAAGCGGACAUCUACAGAGUCACAAAAGAAUACACACAGGAGAAAAACCUUACACAUGGGAAUUUUGUAGUGCCACGUUUACACUCAGUAACAGUCUACGUUGUCACAAAAGAACACAUUUAGGAGAAAAACCUAACAAGUGUGAAGUUUGUGGUGCCACAUUUACAUGUAACAAAAGUCUACAGCGUCACAAAAGAACACACACGGGAGAGAAACCUUUCAAGUGUGAAGUUUGUUGUGUCUCUUUUACACGGAGCGAUGAUCUACAAAGUCACAAAAGAAUACACUCGGGAGAAAAACCUUACAAGUGUGAAGUUUGUGGUGCCACAUUUACACAGAGCGCACAUCUACUCAGGCACAAAAGAACUCACACGGGAGAAAAACCUUUCAAGUGUGAAGUUUGUUGGGUCACUUUUACGCGGAGCGAGGAUCUACACAGGCACAAAAGAACACACACAAGAGAAACACUUUUUAAGUGUGAAGUUUGUGGUGCCACUUUUACAGAUGGUAACAGUCUACAGCGUCACAAAAGAAUACACACAAGAGAAAAACCUUACAAGUGUGAAGUUUGUGGUGCCACAUUUACAUGUAACAAAAGUCUACAGCGUCACAAAAGAAUACACACAAAAGAAAAACCUUACAAGUGUGAAGUUUGUGGUGCCACGUUUACGCAAAGCGGCAAUCUACAGCGUCACAAAAAAACUCACACGGGAGAAAGACCUUACAAGUGUGAAGUUUGUGAUGUCACUUUUACACGGAGCGAACAUCUACAGAGUCACAAAAGAACACACACAGGAGAAAGGCUUUUCACAGUGUGACAUUUGUGGUGCCAGGUUUACAUAAAGAGACCAUCUAUGGAGACGCAAAAGAACACACGUGAGAAAAAAAAAUCUAUCAAGUAUUUGGCAGGGGCGGCUCGUGGGUCUAAAAAGUGGGCGUGCACA